UACUAUCAUUUAGUCAUCGUUUAGCCGAUAACAGAACCGGUCGUCGUUUUUGUGGCGCGGGCGGUCAUUCUAACGUAUUAUUUUUUGUCCGGUUGAUAUUACGUACCUGUAAUCCGUCCGGAAUGUCUCAAAUCAAACGACCAGCACCGGGCCCGAAUCAAAGAGAAAACUUGGAAGCAGACAAUCCAACGUUCGAUCUCAGCUGGGACUAUGGCUACGAUCCGGAGCUGCGGGUGGCUCCUAGGAAUAUCGUCACUCCCGUGGUGCACAUCGGGGAGAAUCCAAUCAUCACAGCACAACCUCAACAACGCGAUAAUGAAUUGAGUCUUCGGAUUCCAAAUACCCCGGAAAAUGCGGCCAUUCGAUUCAUCAAUAAUCCUUCGCUGACCCCGUUUAAUCCCAGAUGUGGGCUAGAUUUUCUCUACGGACUGGGAUCGAUUUACAUCGAACAGGAUUAUGAGUUGAACGAUUUUCUUACUGCAGUUUCUUCAGACAAUCGGUACAACGUUCGAGGACCAUCGAGUGAAGCUUUGUAUGCAGCUUCGGAAACUUCCGACCCAUCAGAUCGAUGUUGGGGAUCUCUGAGGCCCUUCCAGCUAUCCAUCAUCGACCGAAGUCAUCAGGAGGUGUUGCUACUCAAGAAAAACCUUGGCUGUGGCCUCUUGUGCUGCUUUUGUAAGAACCAAUUCCUUGAACUGUGGGCCACUCCGGGAGAUUUGAUCGGCUGCAUCCAGCAGGACUAUGGGCUGAUGUCGCGAGAAAUAAUCCUCAUGAACGGUGAUCUGGAUGUGAUGUUCCGGAUACCGAUUGCGCUAGUGGAGGCGAUUCGAAUGCCCAAAGAAACACACUUUCGGGUAAUGGAUCGGGAUCUGUUGACCCAAAAAGGCACCAUCACCAGAGCCUGGAAUUCCAGCAGUUCUCGGUAUACCACCAAUAUCUACUUUUCCGAGCCGGAACUGGAUGUUCGACUCAAGACACUGUUCUUGGGGGCUGCUUUUCUAUUGGAAUACAUCUAUUAUCAGUCAAAGUGCUGCUAACCUAUGUAUGUUUCCCCUAUGUUUUCUUCUGCGUAUUUUUUUGUUUGAUUAUAAUAAAACUUAUCGGAUGCCACUAAGUAUGAACUCAUUCUUUUUUUAUUUUCUUUUCAAACUGGAGCUGUCCCAGUUCCGGUUGUUUUAAAUCGCAAUGGAUAAUUCUU
Molecule: messenger RNA, 1198 nt
Organism: Uranotaenia lowii
Lineage: Eukaryota; Metazoa; Arthropoda; Insecta; Diptera; Culicidae
Product: phospholipid scramblase 1
Exons: 5
Coding region: 123-1037 (304 amino acids)
Biological process (GO): plasma membrane phospholipid scrambling
Cellular component (GO): plasma membrane
Molecular function (GO): phospholipid scramblase activity
Source: RefSeq, a predicted model, not a curated record